This is a messenger RNA of Peromyscus californicus insignis, 1223 nucleotides long. RefSeq names its product intercellular adhesion molecule 4 (Landsteiner-Wiener blood group) (gene Icam4). Bases 400 to 1221 code for a protein of 273 amino acids. The record is from RefSeq and is a predicted model, not a curated record. Gene Ontology annotation, cellular component: membrane. NCBI's taxonomy places the organism in Eukaryota, Metazoa, Chordata, Mammalia, Rodentia, Cricetidae. The transcript is spliced from 2 exons. Gene Ontology annotation, molecular function: integrin binding. Gene Ontology annotation, biological process: cell-cell adhesion.
GGUUUUUUGUUUGUUUUUCCUUGGUCUUUGUUUUUUGAGACACGGUCUCUGCGUAGCCCUGGCUAUCCUGGAACUUUCUAUGUGGAACGGGCUGGCCUCUAACUCACAGAGGUCCACCUGCCUGUCUCCUGAAUGCUGGGAUUAAAGGCCUGAGCCACCACUAUACCCACUAAAGUCUAUUUAAUGACCUCUUGGGGCUUAAGUGAAAACUAAAACCCAGUUCAGAAAAGUGCAAUGACUUCUGAUUAACUGUGGGGUCUGAUGUGCCAUUUUGGAGUCCAGGCUAGGCGGUGUCUUUAACAGGGCUCCUGGGCCCACUCUGGGGCGUGGCCAGGGAGCCUUAUCUCCAGGGCCAGUCGAAGCUCCCUGGCCCCUGCUCCUCAGCGCGGGCUAUGUGCCAUGGCGUCUGUCCUGUUCCCGUCGCUUUUGCUGGUGGCCGCCUAUCCGAGGAGUGGGAGCCCCCAGCAUGAGCGGAUGCAAAGCCCUCCGGCGCCUUCCGGGACCUCAACGCCGUUCUUGGUGCGUUUAAAUCCGGAGCUGGAGGCUGUGCCUCCCGGGGGCUCGGUGUGGCUUAACUGCAGCCACAGCUGCCCCCUGCCGGUGCGUACCAUCCUGCGCACUCAGCUGCGGCAGGGAAAGACACUCAAUGGAUCCGGUUGGGUAUCUUACCAGCUACUGGAUGUGAGGGCCUGGGAUUCCAAGGUGCGCUGCGUCGUUACUUGCGCAGGAGAAACGCGGGAGGCCACCGCCAGGAUCACCGCUUACAAACGGCCGAGAAGCGUGAUCAUGGAGCCUCCGGUCCUAGUGGGCCACAAGUACACUCUACGUUGCUAUGUGACACACGUGUUCCCCGUGGCGUAUUUGGUGGUGAGCCUGAGGAGGGGUGGCCGAGUGGUUUAUUUUGAAAGUCUGGAGCGCUUCAACAGUUCAGAUCUGGCUAAUGUCACUUUGACCUACGUGAUGCGGGCAGGACCCAACGACCUCCGGCAACCACUCACCUGUCAUGCACGCCUCAAUCUCGACGGGCUAGUGGUGCGCAGCAGUUCUGCACCAGUUAUGUUGCAGGUCCUCGGUGAGGCACCCUGCAACCUCGGGGAAUUGGUAGGGGAGAGGGGAUGUUGCCACUCCACGAGGGCCCACAGAACAGGCGUGGGCUCCACGCUUGGAGGGCCUCAGACCUCCUCGUUCCUGACUUUCUUUCACUUCCGCUCCCAGCUCUGAGU